AUGGCAUCCAUUUUCGAGCAGCCGGGCAACGGCACGUUGUUCCUCGGCGGCCAAAAGAUUUCUGGCUCAGAUAUUCGGGAUCAGAACGUCCUGGCAACGCAAGCGAUCGCAAAUGUAGUCAAGAGCUCGUUCGGUCCGAGUGGUCUGGAUAAGAUGAUGGUGGAUGAUAUAGGAGAUGUCACGGUCACGAACGAUGGUGCAACGAUUCUGAGCUUGUUGGAUGUCGAGCACCCGGCGGGCAAGAUUCUAGUCGACCUAGCUCAGCAGCAAGACAAGGAAGUCGGCGAUGGCACCACCUCAGUUGUCCUCAUUGCGGCGGAGCUACUACGGCGAGCAAAUGAGCUGAUGAAGAACCGGAUACAUCCUACUACUAUCAUCACCGGCUAUCGACUGGCACAGCGCGAGGCGGUGAAGUACAUGAACGAGAAUGUCAGCAUCAAGACGGAGUCCCUCGGCCGCGAAUCUCUCAUCAACAUUGCGAAGACCUCCAUGUCCAGCAAGAUCAUUGGCUCCGACUCCGACUUCUUUGCGAAUAUGGUAGUGGAUGCGAUGUUGGCGGUCAAGUCUACAAACAACAGGAGCGAGACCAAGUACCCCGUGAAGGCAGUGAAUAUCCUCAAGGCGCAUGGAAAGGGGUCGCUGGAGUCGUUAUUGGUGAAGGGCUACGCCUUGAACUGCACUGUUGCUUCUCAGGCCAUGAAGACGCGGAUAACAGACGCGAAGAUUGCAGUCCUGGAUAUGAACCUUCAGAAAGAGCGGAUGAAGCUUGGUGUUCAGAUUACCGUUGACGACCCGCAACAACUCGAGCAGAUCCGAGCACGAGAGUCAGGAAUGAUUCUUGAGAGAGUCGAGAUGAUACUGAAGGCAGGUGCAAACGUUGUCCUGACAACAAAGGGCAUUGACGACCUUUGCUUGAAGAUGUUCAUCGAAAAGGGGGCGAUGGCUGUGCGAAGAUGCAAGAAGGAGGAUCUCCGACGUAUCGCUAAAGCUACUGGUGCCACUCUAUUAAGCACUCUGUCCGACUUGAACGGCGAUGAGCGGUUCGAGCCGUCAUACCUAGGACAUGCUGAGGAAGUUGUGCAAGAGCGAAUUUCCGAUGACGAGUGCAUUCUAGUAAAGGGAACGAAGACCCAUUCUUCCGCCUCCAUCAUUCUACGUGGACCGAAUGAUUACCAGCUCGACGAGAUGGAGCGGUCGAUUCACGAUUCGCUCAUGGCAGUCAAGCGGACACUUGAGAGCGGUAGCAUUGUACCUGGUGGUGGCGCUGCUGAGACGGCCCUUCACAUCUACCUAGAAGAAUACGCCGGCACAGUUGGCUCAAGGGAGCAGCUAGCAAUCGGUGAAUUCGCCCAAGCUCUUCUGGUCAUCCCGAAGACCCUGGCAGUGAAUGCCGCCAAGGAUGCAUCAGAGCUCGUAGCGCAGCUACGGUCACGGCAUGCUCUUUCCCAGCGGAUCCAAGAAGGUGACGCUAACGAGGAUGAGAAGUCCAUAGCUCGCAAGAAGAGCUACAAGAACUAUGGUCUUGAUCUGACGCGUGGCAAGGUCAUUGACGAGAUCAAGGCAGGUGUUGUGGAGCCGAGUUUGAGCAAAGUUCGCCAGUUGAAGAGUGCGGUCGAGGCGUGCAUCAGCAUCAUGAGGAUCGAUACCCUAAUCAAGUUGGACCCGGAGCAAAGAGGUGAGGAGGACGAUGGCCAUGGCCAUUAG
Molecule: messenger RNA, 1704 nt
Organism: Phaeoacremonium minimum UCRPA7
Lineage: Eukaryota; Fungi; Ascomycota; Sordariomycetes; Togniniales; Togniniaceae
Product: putative t-complex protein 1 subunit alpha protein
Exons: 3
Coding region: 1-1704 (567 amino acids)
Biological process (GO): protein folding
Cellular component (GO): chaperonin-containing T-complex
Molecular function (GO): ATP binding; ATP hydrolysis activity; ATP-dependent protein folding chaperone
Source: RefSeq, a predicted model, not a curated record